Molecule: messenger RNA, 1453 nt
Organism: Macadamia integrifolia
Lineage: Eukaryota; Viridiplantae; Streptophyta; Magnoliopsida; Proteales; Proteaceae
Product: calcium-binding protein CML37-like
Exons: 1
Coding region: 284-733 (149 amino acids)
Molecular function (GO): calcium ion binding
Source: RefSeq, a predicted model, not a curated record
AUCCGAGAAGUUCCCCUUGCAAAUAUCCAUAUACGCGCAUAAUCCAGAAGAUAAACAGGUGUAAGUGACCGCCUCUGAUUCCCAGAAACCUAUAUAUACAUCAAUCCCUCCCAACCUUCUCUCCAAUACACUCUCAAACCUGGGAGAUCUUCACUAACAAAUAUCUCUGUUGUCUCUACUAAUUCAAUUACCCUUUUCUUCCUCUACUGCUCUUGUUCUGUUUCUGUUGUUAUCAUUCUCUUUCAAUUCAAGCCCAAGUUCCCAAGAGUUCAAUCUCAUAGAGAUGGUGAGGAAGGUGGAGAAGCGUUCUCUAUCUAUCAAUCCUGAUUGCAGCCACCUCGAACUGGUGUUCCGGUACUUCGACGAGGAUGGUGAUGGCAAGAUAUCGGCGACGGAGUUACAAAGUUGUGUGAGGACUAUGGGCGGCGAGCUGUCGACCGAAGAGGCAGUGUCGGUGGUGGGAUCAUCAGAUUCGGAUGGAGAUGGGUUGCUUGGUAUGGAUGAUUUUGCGAGGUUAAUGGAAGGGGAUGGAGAGGAGGAGGAUUUGAGAGAAGCAUUCGGGAUGUAUGCCAUGGAUGGGUGUGAUUUUAUUACUGCAAAAAGCUUGAAGAGGAUGCUGAAACGACUCGGUGAGUCGAGGACGAUUCGUGAAUGUAAAGGUAUGAUUAGUGUUUACGACUUGAAUGGGGAUGGCGUGCUUAGCUUCGAAGAGUUUAGAGCUAUGAUGCGUUGAUUAAACAAAAGGCCAUUCAAUCCUCACUUCUUGUUCCACAUAUUUCAUGGGAGAUGGUUGAAAGGCAGGGUAGUCUUUAGGAGGCUAGUGCGGAGAUCAAUGGAAGAGCAUAUAGAAGUAUCACAUGAAUUAGAUUUUCUGUUUUUCAUGAAGCACGGCGGAUCAUCUUAUCCCCUAUGUGGCAGGGCAUGGGGUACAGUGCUUUUCGGGCUUUUUUCUCUUCUCAUAUGCAAAUUAAUUUUUUUUUAAUUAAUCAAAUGCCGGUUUAGUUGGAUAAUCUCAUGUUUUUUAAAUUUUCAAUGGUUGAAAAUUAUCACAUUAUCUCUCCAGUAGAGAUAAAAUGAAUGUGCAGAUCAAAUAUUUAUCCAGAAAAUCUUAGUCUAUAAAACUUUUUGAUAUAUUGUAAAGGGCAAGUCUUUUUUGUCCAAGAGUGGCCACUGAGAUACAAAGACGCGGUCCCUCUAACAUCCCUUCUGGCUAUGGCGCAGGGACCACUGGACAAAAUACUUCAUCCCUACUAUAAUAAUUGUUGAGAGUUAUAAAUUCCAAAGGUCCAUAGCAUUUGCUAUCAAAAAGUAAUUGCUAAGCAAGCUGUAACUAAAAAAUCUUCUAUCUGUAAUUUGUCUGAACUUCAAUAUUAAUUUAUAAGUUUUUCCUUUGAAUAAAAAAAAAAGUAUUUAAAAAAGAAGUCCAGAACUUUCAUGCCAUUUCAGCCGAAAU